GUUCGAACGGUUGCGCGGCUCUAAUGAAAGCAAGUGCUUUGAUUUGGAACCACACACAGCAAAGGUUUCUACACUGCAAGAAAUAGUAUAUAUAUUAGGAUUUUUGACGGAGAGUCGAUUUGGCGAAGUUCGCAGCAAGUUGGAUUGACGUACCUAACGAAUGCCUUGGCGCAUUUUACGUCGAGCUCUUAAAUUGAAAGCGUUCCAAAUACAGCUUGGGCAAGAACUGAAGUCGAUCGAACUUCCGAAGAGACAUCGCUUCGCUCCAUGAGUUCUUGAUAAGUUCCAAGAAUAGCCGAUGUUUUUGAGCCAAAUUUUGUUCAGUGAUGAGACUAAAUUUUGGCUCAAGGGCGCUUCACAUUACUUUUAAACACACACAGAGAGUGAGACACCUGUGGAGCUACGAUAUGGACUCUUACUUAACAGAAAUCAAACAAUUGCGGAUACCGCGCCCGAAAUUUGAACCCAACGGCAGUCCGCCAAACACCUGGCACCGCCUGGUGAGGCCGUAUACGCCGCCACGCGACUAUCACUUGCUAACCAAUGAGAUAAUCACCACCGCAAGCGCGUUGCAUCCGAAUCGGAGUUACCAGGGUGGCGCGGAGGAGUUCCGACCAACGUUGCACGAAAAAAUGUAAGCAGCUUUGCACAGCACACCGCACCAGCGCCGCUAACCACGACCACUACAAUCAUACACAACCUUAGCGCCGCAAUCUUGAUGCUUUCCAUUGGUGUAAUUAAUGAAAUCCACUUGGUGAAUGGCAAGGGUGUCAAGUGUCGGUGUAGAAAAGAAAGAAAAUAUUGAAGUAAACGUAGUAGGUAAGCGGUAGCUGCGCAGGGCAUGUGCGGCUGAGUGCAGUGAGCGAUUCAAAGUGAUGAGGAUAAUGAGCAGAAUUAAUUUUACGCACGCUAUUAUUAAACUAUAUAUAUACAUAUCUAUAUACGAAAUACAUACAUAUAUGUUAGCUUACAUAUGUAUAUGCUUAUAUUCAAACGACUAGGACCAUAUGUCUUUAAUAUAGUUUAAGAAGUUAUGUGAAUUUAAGGGUUUCACCAACAGCUGGUGAAAAUAAUAUUUUUUAUUUGUAUAUUUACGGUAAUUUGUGAAUAUUGACCCAAUAAAAUUAUUGAUUUUAUUUGUAAAGAAGAA
Bactrocera tryoni is the source of this 1150-nucleotide messenger RNA. RefSeq lists its product as uncharacterized. Lineage: Eukaryota; Metazoa; Arthropoda; Insecta; Diptera; Tephritidae. The transcript has 3 exons. The coding region runs from base 327 to 638 and encodes 103 amino acids. The record is from RefSeq and is a predicted model, not a curated record.